Molecule: messenger RNA, 273 nt
Organism: Plenodomus lingam JN3
Lineage: Eukaryota; Fungi; Ascomycota; Dothideomycetes; Pleosporales; Leptosphaeriaceae
Source: RefSeq, a predicted model, not a curated record
AUGGCCCCCAGGCAUCCGUCCACCAUGUCGCUUAGCAAUCAGCCGAAAAGUCUUGGUGGAAUUCGACUAGCUCCUUCACGACAGCCCUCUAAGACUCCGGCUCUGCUGAAUCAAGCAGCUGUUCCCAUUCGAGCUCUCGGCAUCCACCGCAGGCCCAAGAGGCGAGUCCAGAGUGCAUUGCCUUGUAACAUGAUGAACGACAACCCAUCCUCUGCCCUGCCACAUACACACACGCGUCGCAUCAACGCCGCCCUCCCCCUUUUGAUUCCCUAA